AUUUGUUGUGUUCAUUAUGUGACUUUGUGGCUGUGGUAACCCCAGUGCGCCCCUGCUGCUGGGCUGUGAUUGGAGGGAAACCCCGUGGACUCGACAUUCACACCGGUUGUAACGUCGCUUAGCGAGCCGCACCGACAACACCACUAGCCCUUCGCACUCAGUCCUGAGUAGCCAUGGUUGACAAGAGCGAGGUGGUUCAGAAGGAGCUGGUCCAGAAGGCCAAGCUGGCGGAGCAGGCCGAGCGCUACGACGACAUGGCGGCCUCCAUGAAGGCAGUGACGGAGGAAGGCACCCAGUUGUCCAACGAGGAGCGGAACCUCCUCUCUGUGGCCUAUAAGAACGUGGUGGGCGCUCGGCGUUCCUCCUGGAGGGUGGUGUCCAGCAUCGAGCAGAAGACUGAGGGCAGCGAGAAGAAGCAGGCCAUGGCCAAGGAGUACAGGGAGAAGAUAGAGAAGGAACUGAAGGAGAUCUGUAACGAUGUGCUGGGUCUUCUGAACCAGUUCCUCAUCCCCAAUGCUACUCCGGCCGAGAGCAAAGUGUUCUAUUUGAAAAUGAAAGGAGAUUACUACCGCUACUUAGCCGAGGUGGCGGUUGGAGAGGAGAAAGCCGCCAUCAUUGGUAACUCCCAGGAGGCCUAUAAGGAUGCGUUUGAGAUCAGCAAGAAGGACAUGCAACCCACCCACCCGAUUCGUCUGGGCCUGGCUCUCAACUUCUCUGUCUUCUACUACGAGAUCCUCAACUCCCCCGAGCAGGCCUGCAAACUGGCCAAGACGGCUUUCGACGACGCUAUUGCAGAGCUGGAUUCCCUGAGUGAAGAUUCCUACAAAGACAGCACCUUGAUCAUGCAGCUACUGAGAGACAACUUGACACUGUGGACCUCAGACAACCAGGGAGAUGGAGAGGAUGCUGAGGAGGGUAGAGACUGACCUGGUUCCUGUUCCCUGGUCUGUCUGUCUGACUGACUGUCAUCAUCCUCUAUCUAUCAACACUGAGACAGACAGACUGACCACCUCAUCCUGCCCAACGCUUCUCUUUAGUUCUGUCUGGCACGUCGUCUCACACCUCCAUACGUUUACUCUUCUUUCGGGAAUCAUUGUGGGAGGGGUUUCAUUCCAGGACUUGGC
Oncorhynchus gorbuscha (pink salmon) is the source of this 1124-nucleotide messenger RNA. RefSeq names its product 14-3-3 protein beta/alpha-A-like. Gene Ontology annotation, cellular component: cytoplasm. The record is from RefSeq and is a predicted model, not a curated record. Lineage: Eukaryota; Metazoa; Chordata; Actinopteri; Salmoniformes; Salmonidae. Gene Ontology annotation, biological process: signal transduction. The transcript is spliced from 6 exons. The coding region runs from base 174 to 926 and encodes 250 amino acids.